This is a messenger RNA of Bolinopsis microptera, 1506 nucleotides long. RefSeq names its product cyclin-dependent kinase 5-like. Gene Ontology annotation, biological process: protein phosphorylation. The transcript is spliced from 7 exons. The coding region runs from base 147 to 1022 and encodes 291 amino acids. The record is from RefSeq and is a predicted model, not a curated record. Gene Ontology annotation, cellular component: nucleus; cytoplasm. NCBI's taxonomy places the organism in Eukaryota, Metazoa, Ctenophora, Tentaculata, Lobata, Bolinopsidae. Gene Ontology annotation, molecular function: ATP binding; cyclin-dependent protein serine/threonine kinase activity.
AGCCUCACUUAUCUAGCCCCUCUUUCUAGCCCCAGGCAAUCAUGUCCACCAUCUAAUGGUUUGCUGGGCAGGCUCAGUUGUACGCACGCCUCCGCUGGUCUAAAGACUCGCGCGCAUAGCGCCACAGGGAAGACAGGAUUGCAGGCAUGAACCCCAUGAAUAAGUAUGAGAAGUUGGAGAAGAUUGGCGAAGGAACGUAUGGUACAGUUUUCAAAGCAAAGAAUAGGCAGACCCAGGAAAUAGUAGCAUUGAAGAGAUACAGACUUGACACUGAAGACGAGGGUAUACCAAGUUCAGCACUAAGGGAGAUAUGUUUGAUGAAGGAGCUGAAACAUCAGAACAUUGUUCGGCUACAAGAUGUUCUGCACAGUGACCGGCGUCUUACUCUGGUGUUUGAGUAUGUUGAUCAGGACCUGUUCCACUAUCUAGAGUCCCAUAAGAACACUGGCGUGAACCCUACUAAAGUAAAGAAGUUCAUGUACCAGUUACUGAAAGGACUUGCCUUCUGUCACGCUCAGAACAUAUUACACCGGGACCUAAAACCUCAAAACCUUCUGCUGAACGCCAACGGAGAACUCAAGCUUGCUGACUUCGGACUUGCACGAGUAUUCAACGUGCCUCUGCAAAGUUAUUCCAAUGAGGUUGUAACGUUGUGGUACAGACCGCCUGAUGUCUUGCUGGGUAACAAGCGUUACACCACCAGUAUUGACAUCUGGAGUGCUGGCUGUAUCUUCGCGGAGAUGGCAACUUGUGAACCUUUACUUCCAGGUAUUGAUGAAGAGGACCAGCUCUUGAAGAUAUUUCAGCUGGUCGGAAGUCCUACUGAGGAGAGCUGGCCGGGUAUUACUCGGCUACCUAGAUAUAGUAAUAUAGCGGGAUUCCCUCCUAAACCUAUAGCUAAUGUUGUUCCGGCUCUCAACGCUGCUGGUCUGGAUUUGCUACUGAAACACCUCAAGUCUAACCCUUCACACCGUUUCUCUGCAGAGGAGGCUCUCCUUCACGAAUACUUCACAAGCUCAUAGAACGUUCUGGAACGUUCUAGAAUGUUCUCGAGUGUUCUUGAGAAACCUCUUUUGUGCUACCUGUGCUGUCUUAGUACCAAAAAAUACUUUUCAAAUACUACCAUUAUAUUGUUUGUGCUGACACCGGCCAUAAAAAUCCAGCUUCAUAUUGUGCUGUAUUAUCGAUAUUACUUGGUAUUCACUAUUCUUGUUUUUAUUUGGCUGCUUGAACAUAAUUGGAAACUAUAAUUGGAAACUUUUUUUCUUAAAGGGAGCUAUAAUUAACAGUACCUAUUUGUUUGUGCAUUAUAAUAUAAUGUGUGUGUUUUGCCAGACCAUUGCGGUGUUGAAUUAAAGCUUUAUUUUCCUUUAUAUAAUGAAUGAUAAGCAGAGAUUUUUCUGUGUCCUUGUCGUUUCCUUCUAGGAAACUUUUGCCUAACAUCAAACUAUUGUGUAUAUAUUAUACAUGGCGUUCUUAUUGCUCAAUUAAAUGUACUCAGAUUAA